AUGGAACAGGAUAAAGACUACAUACUACCUUUCGAACCUUCCAAUUGGGAAAAAUGGAAGAGAUCUAUAAUGAUAUUUAUAUUGUCCCAAAAUAUAACUAAGGAUACGCAAAAGCAAGCUAUCAUACUGCACAGAGGUGGACAAGAGCUACAGGAUAUUUUUUUUAGUAUACCAGAGCAUGGAAAUCCACCUGAUGGAACAACGACUUUUCAACACACGAUAAAUUUGUUAGAUCAGCACUUUAUACCAAAGGUAAAUCCAGUAUUUGAAAGACAUGUUUUCAGGAAAAUAAGACAAGAAGCUAAUGAGUCAGUCGGACAGUUUAUAUCAAAGCUAAGACAACAAGUAGCUAAAUGUGGUUUUGCCGAUGCUGACACAGAGAUGUGUGAUCAAAUUAUAGAACAUUGUACAUCUGACGAACUUAGACGGAAGCUACUCGAGAAAAAUAACUUAAGCCUGUCAGAAAUCAUAGAAGAGGCCAAGCGGUUCGAAUUAGUAGUGCAACAGGCAGACACACUAGGAAAGAACGAAAAAGAGAUGGUAAAUAAAGUAACAAAGUAUGAAAAGAAAAAGCAUUACAAAAUGGAAAAGUUGAAAACCAGAAGAAAGGCAUGUUACAGAUGCGGGAAUGAAAAUCAUUUCAAGAAUGACCCUAGUUGUCUGGCGAAAGACAAAAAAUGUGGGCGCUGCGGUCUAAUCGGGCACUUUAAAGCAUACUGCAGAACAAAGUUACCUGCGAAUACAAAAGAGCAAGGUAAAAGAUUUUCACAGCAAACGUCGAGGAGUAAUAAAAUAAAUGCAGUCGAAGAAGCAAAAAGUGAUGAUGAAGCUAUAGUGUUCCAAAUAUCAAAAAAAAAGAUUUGGUGA
This is a messenger RNA of Aphis gossypii (cotton aphid), 867 nucleotides long. RefSeq lists its product as uncharacterized. The record is from RefSeq and is a predicted model, not a curated record. Lineage: Eukaryota; Metazoa; Arthropoda; Insecta; Hemiptera; Aphididae. The transcript has a single exon. The coding region runs from base 1 to 867 and encodes 288 amino acids. Gene Ontology annotation, molecular function: zinc ion binding; nucleic acid binding.